This is a messenger RNA of Effrenium voratum, 3498 nucleotides long. The record is from the annotation of a GenBank genome assembly. Lineage: Eukaryota; Dinophyceae; Suessiales; Symbiodiniaceae.
AUGUCUGGUGACAGCGUGGAUGCCGCCAUGCAGGCGCUGGAGGAGCUGCGCUCGCAGAUGGACCUGCUGGUGGACACAGUGAAGGAAAAGAUGCAGCGCCUGCACUCCGCCCUGGAUGCGGCGCAGGCACCAGGUCAACCCAAGGCCCGGGUUGUGUCGGCCGAAGAACCUGCAGCGCUGGUAGACUACAGCAACGCGCAGUCAGAGGAGCAAGCUGUGAUGAUCGAGCAGACCAUGGAGAGGCGUUUCGUGGGCAAUUUGGCGGUGAAGAGAGGAGAAGAGAUUCGGCUUCACGGAAGGUGGAUGGAACUGUCAGCGCGGGCAGGGGAUGAUGAUGCGGUGCUGAAGUCAUUGGUUUUCAGACAAACAGGGCACCGAGUCUCUGACAAGACGCAGAGGAUCCAGAAGAAUUCGGCCCUACAUCCUGGAGGAUCUGUGCGAGUGUUCUGGGACGUGAUUGGCAUCAUUUUGCUCUGUGGCGAUGGCAUGCUGAUGCCUGUGUCGCUCGCCUGGGAUUUGCACAUGGACGAGGCCAACACUUUCAGCCUGCUACUGACGUUGUUCUUCUGGAUCGGCUUGAUCUAUUGGAGUCUGGACAUCCUGGUGAACUUCAACACGGCCAUCUAUGUUCAAGGCGGCUUGGAGACCUCGCGGAACGCCAUCGCGCUGAAGUACCUUCGCUCGUGGCUGGUCUUCGAUGCAGCACUGGUGAUCCUUGACUUGGUCAAUGCCACUGGCGAGAUGGCAGGCGACUUGGGCACGCUGCGCUCACUGCGGGUAGUGCGGGCAUUGCGGCUGCUCAGACUUCUCAAGGUGAGCAAGCUCAAGACGAUCAUCGAAGAUAUGGUCGCCUCGACAGGUCGCCAGUCCAUCGUUUUCUUGCUGGCGAUCGUCAACACUGGCGUGCUCAUUGUGUUCUUAUGCCAUCUUCUUACCUGCCUCUGGUAUGGCAUUGGCAGAGCGUCUGCGGAAGAAGGCCAAAUUUCCUGGAUUGACAUUUCGCAAGCUCAAGAUGUACCUGGCUGGCAUCAGUACCUGCACUCCUUGCGCUACGUGAUCAACGCGCCGUCACCGCCACUGGUGGCACCUGACAACAGCCGGGAGCUCGUAUUCGAUAUUUGCACCAACGUGCUGUGCCUCAUCGUGCUGGGCUCCGCAGUGUCCAAGAUCUCCCAGGCCCUCGCAGACAUGCGCGCCACCAACGAAGAGCAUGACCGCCAGAGGAGGGAGGUCCGAUUGUACUUGACGAACCAGAAUGCGCCUUUUGAGCUCGUGACACGCAUCAUGAAGUUUGUUGACUACAGGCUGGACAAGAUGACCUUGGCCAGCUUCGACGGCACUUUGAUCUCAAACAGCCUGCGGGCGGAGCUCUUUGUGAACCAGAGAAGCGACUACUUGGUGCAGCUGCCGAUCUUCUCCUUGGCACAGGCGGUCUACCCGGAUGUCUUUGCGGACAUUUGCGCACUCCUUCAAAAGCAGGUCUUUGAGAAGAAACAGCCAGUCUUCGUGGUGGGCUCGUGGGCCAAGGGCAUGCAUGUGACCAUCAGUGGUACCUUCAGCUACGCCGACCCGGAUUCAAUUUCCGAGCAGGUGCAGGGCAUUUCUUGGUUCGAGGAGGCCAGUCUCUACACCGAUGGUCUGCUGCACCAGUCUUCGCUCAUUUCCAAGACAUUUGCAGAGACCUUCAUUUUGGCGGGCAGUGAUCUGGUGCAGUGCGUGCAGAACACCCCAGGCUGCACGCGGAUGUUCCUGGAAUACGCUCGCGACUUUGUGGCCAACCUGCAGAAGAACGGAGACCCCUUCAGUCGCAGUACUCAGGUCCAGGCUGGCGAAAGCGCCUGCAUAUCGAGUUUGCACUAUCAGGAGCUCUACCCAGAUCCGCGAAAGAUGUUCGACAACAUCCUCGUGGGAGAAGCUCUCGCAGGCAGUGUGGCGGCUUCAGAAUCGGAAGCAGAGGAUGCCGAGGCAACACGGCGGAUCUCAGAGUCCCAACUUUCAGGCAACAAGGAGAGCUGGCUCCUGCGACGACAAGACUCUGCCCUGAUGGCCGUCAACAGCAAGGCUUCCAUGCGGAGUGAAAAGGAGAGCCAGGACGCUCAAGAGUUUGGCCUGGCUGGCCUGGCUGAGGAUGCCAUGCAGGGCAACCUCACCGAGGAUGACGACGCCUUGUGCAAGCGCCUGAGGACAUCGUUGCCCGAGCUCCAUGAAGAGUACGGCCCCCACGCCAUCUUUGAGCAGGCAACAGAAAGGGCGCGUGCAGAAUCUGCUUGCAUCAGCGUCCUCGCCCUUGUGAGCAAUCGAUUUGAGACUUUUACCCAGCAGCAGCCGGACGACGAGCGGCUCCAAAAUGGCCAGUGGGGACAGCUCCAGGACAUCGUCACGUGGAUAGCGCCCUCCGCAGAGCAGGUGCACGGAGUCCUGGUGCUCUUGGCCAUCCGGGGCCUUUGCAAGUCGAAGGUGGCCAUACGACAGAUACCGAAGCCGAGCAGAAGACCUGAGCGCGCCAUCCUUUACCUUAUGGAUUGCGCGCGGAACGUGGUGCCCUCCGUGCAGUUUGUGAGCGAGAGCGCCAUGGACUUUGUGCGCAGCGCGCUGGUGACCCACGAGGCCUUCAACCUGGCGCAGAUGCUGCAGGCCGAGAACGUGCCCGGCAGCGUGGUGAAGCUUCAGCAUCACAUCCAGCAGCGAGGGGAGGAGGACUUGCGCUUCUACCUGCUUUUCUUGCUGGGUUUCAUGAGCGGCCUCAGCGGGGGCCAAGGGUCCACGUGGAUGAAUGCAAAGAAUGCGGAAGGAACCUUGGCCGGCAUCCAGAUGCUGCAGCAGCUCAUGACCAGCACCCCCAGGGGCAUCUACUGGGGCUUCCUUUCUGCACGGGCGGAUGCGCUGGCCAUUCCACGGGAAACCACGGAGGACUUGGCUCUGCUGCGGCUCAGCGUCUUGGCGCGGCUCCAGAGCGCGGAGGGCUACGCCCAGCUGCGGGCCUCCUGGGAUGCCGUAGGCACCCGGGAGAAGACCGUUCUCACACAACACCUGCUGGCAGACGGUAUCGAAGAGAGGGCCUUCAUAUUGGAGUUCCUGCCGGCAUUGGUGUCAAAUGCCCACAGAAACCGCGUGAUUGGGUUGACCCUCUUGCUGGAGGUCUUGGUGAGCCUUCUCAGCAACCUGCAACCCGCCCUGGCCCACAUGGCCCUAGACAGCGACCGGAAGAUGGUGCGAGUGGAUCUCUCCGAUAUGGCAGAGUUUGUGGCUGCGGUGCAGAACCGCUUCGUCUUCCAGACCUGCAUGGUGCGCUCUCGGUUGCGGUUCUUUGGGGACCGCUUGCAGCUGGAGAUGACCGGCGGCAACUGGGCCCGCUGUGGAGAGCCGGACAACGACACCACCGCGCUCGCACACGCCCUGAAGGAGAUCUUUGAGCGACAGCGAGAUUUGGAGAUGCGGGUUUCGUCGCCGGACGUGCCCAAGCGCCAUCUAGACAAAGUCCAAAGUGUGAGUUGCUAG